CCCCCGGCGGCGGCGCGGGCGCUCCGUGGGGCCCGGCUCAGCUCCUGGCUGCCUCAAAGGGUCCCGCUACGAGAGGGUCACUGGCAGAGCUCUUUGUUGGAGUUCAGGACAUCCCUCCCUGUGAGAGCACAACCAAAGAAGAAAAAGAAGGUGGAUGUGAAGAAAGAGCAAGCACAGAAGGAACGUAUGAAGAAAAAGCUUAAAAAAUUGGAAAAAGCUGCCCCAGAACUGAUUCCAAUUGAGGAUUUCAUAACACCACUUAAGUACUCAGAGAGCAGCAGGAUGCGAAGUCUUCCCGCUCUUUCUCCUCAAGAGUCUGAAAGAAGAGUUUUACUUUUGAAGAAGUGGUGUUUGUUUAAGCAGAAACAAGACGAAGCAGAAAAGAAAGCGAUUAAGGGCCUUGUGGAAUCGCAGCAGGAGGCGCUGCGGGAGCUGCGCCUGGAGUCGGAGGAGCUGUACCAGGCAGCAGUGCGCAGGGACGAGGGGCUGUUCCCCUUCCAGAGGGACGGGCCCACUUACACCCCUCCCCUUCCUGGCUAUGAUCCCCCCGAGGGGAAGUGCAUUGACAUCACCAAGGUGUACACGCAGUGAUGGAGGAGCUCCUGCUUCUGCUGCCAGGAGGUGGUCAGACUGAAGGGAGAAAGACUGGAAUUGGAAUAAACAAUUUUUCUUGCAGGUUGCAACACUGCAGGAUGUGACUGUAAAAAAAAAUAAAUGAAGUAUUCUUUGUGUUUUAAUGACUAUCCAGGUAAUAACAUACCUAGCAAAGCUACACGACCUUACAUAGUGGCAAAGCCAAUUUUUUUUUGUUUUCUUAUAUUGCCAUGUAAUUGUUGUAACUAAGUUUCCGUGGGUUUGCCCUAAUACGAACCAGAUCUCUCUCUGCAUUUGUUUAAACCUUUAUUGUUUAGUAGUUUUGAAUACUGCCAUAACACAGACAACUAGGCAAGAACAGUGAGAGCAGUUCUAUAAAGGGGCAGUUUCAGGGUGUGCAGCCCCCACGUGAGCAGCUCUUAACCACCACAAUCCUGAUUCUGGGAAAUGUCUUUUAAAUGUCAGUGUUUGGGACUGUCUUGAGCUGGCAAGGAAGAGUGCCAACCUGGUUUUUUCCCCCCAUCUGGUAGGCCUGAGGUGGGUACCUCAUUCCAAAAGUGCUCAAUGCCAGCUGGUAAGGCAAGAGGCCCUCAGAGCUAGAGCAUGUAUGCAUUAAUUUGGAAGGUGCCUGCUGAGAUGAACUCCUGAAGUAUAAGCAGUAAAAGACCACAAAUUAAGUGCCUCAAAUUUCCCUUUAAAAAUACUCUGUGUUUAAAUAAAAUUUCAGUAUUUUUGAGUGAGUGCUAAAGUAUUGCAGGGCAGAGCUACAGUUGUAUAACUUUGAGACGAUGUGGAAGGAAAGAAA
Ficedula albicollis (Collared flycatcher) is the source of this 1399-nucleotide messenger RNA. RefSeq names its product mitochondrial ribosomal protein L40 (gene MRPL40). Gene Ontology annotation, cellular component: mitochondrial ribosome; mitochondrial large ribosomal subunit. The record is from RefSeq and is a predicted model, not a curated record. The annotation marks the transcript as partial. The transcript is spliced from 4 exons. Lineage: Eukaryota; Metazoa; Chordata; Aves; Passeriformes; Muscicapidae.